Molecule: messenger RNA, 1492 nt
Organism: Eucalyptus grandis
Lineage: Eukaryota; Viridiplantae; Streptophyta; Magnoliopsida; Myrtales; Myrtaceae
Product: SNF1-related protein kinase regulatory subunit gamma-like PV42b
Exons: 3
Coding region: 6-1265 (419 amino acids)
Source: RefSeq, a predicted model, not a curated record
CGAGCAUGAAAAUGCUAAGCAUCCGCUCGCCCUUACGCUCUUCAACCUUCUCGCGAGCUUCUUCAAUUUCACUCCUCGUGCACACGCCCUCGCAAACCCUGCCGAAAUCCACCACCGCCACCAAAACAGACAUGCAAGAAAUCAUGCAAAGGAGCCCCACCAGUUCAUCCUCCACGCCCAAGCAACGCCUGAGAGAACAGCGAGUCGGAGACCUGAUCCUGCACAAGAGACGGCUUGUGGACGUCCCCCACACAGCCUCGCUCGCCGACACCAUGAAUGUUCUCGUGACCAACCGCGUGCUGGCGGUGCCAGUGGCGGCUCCGCCGGGGCGCUGGAUUGGGGCAGGCGGGUCCAUGAUCUUGGAGGCCGACCAGGAAACCGGCGCCGUAAGGAAGCAGUACAUAGGGAUAGUGACCAUGCUUGAUAUACUGUCUCACAUAGCAGAAGAUGGUGAUUAUGAUGUACAGAAAGUAAGAGAUGAUCAGAGGGAUUUAGGGAAGAAGAUGGCCACCCCGGUUUCGUUGGUUAUUGGGCACAAUCUUGAAGGGCUCAGUCUCUGGACAUUUAAUCCUAAUACUAGCAUCCUGGAUUGUAUGGAAGUGCUUAGCAAAGGAAUCCACAGAGCCCUUGUGCCAAUAGACAGCCACAUGGAGAAUAUUGCGGGAGUUGAGUUAGUGGAGUCUGCCCCUUCCUAUCGAAUGCUUACCCAAAUGGAUGUGGUCCAGUUCUUGAAGGACCAUUCCUCCGAGAUGGAAGGCAUUGCAACACGCUCCAUCCGGGAGGUGGGGGCAGUCAGUCGACAUGUCUAUGUGAUCACAGACCAAACCAAAGUUAUUGAGGCCAUCAAGUGCAUGAGGGUUGCUAUGAUUAAUGCUGUUCCCAUAGUUGCUUCGGAGGAUUUUGAGCAUGAUCACAGCCAACUUUUGGAUCUAGAAGGCGAGGGUCGGAAGCUGAUGGGCACAUUUUCGGCAACUGAUUUGAGGGGCUGUCACUUGGCCACACUGCAGUCCUGGUUAUCUGCAACGGCCCUGGACUUCACUGAGAAGAUCUCGAAGAGCCCUUUAUGCGCAGUCGGCCCCGGCCAGGGCAGUGCAAGGCCGAGAGAGCCCGUGACCUGCACCGACGGGUCGUCCCUUGCAGAAGCAAUGGACAAGGCUGUGGAGAAGCACGUGCACAGGGUGUGGGUUGUGGAUCAACAGGGGUUGCUCACCGGCGUUGUUUCUCUCACUGACAUGAUCCGAGUGUUGAGGGUUGCAAUUGCAUAGGAAAUUAACGUUAUGUACCUCGUUGUAUCCACAAGGGACAAAGUCAAGGAUGAUGCCCCAACUUCUAAGGUCACGUUCUCUAUCAUUAGUGCUUACAGAGUCUUUCGAUCAGUGGGUUUUGAUGAUAGUCGUUAGGCACUUAGGCUAAAAGAUAAUUUAGCUGAAAAACCGAGCUGAGGAGGCCUGGAAUUUGCUUGUGAAACGAGAGAUGUCGAGGCAUUUUCUCA